This is a messenger RNA of Penicillium samsonianum, 702 nucleotides long. RefSeq names its product glutathione S-transferase family protein. The record is from RefSeq and is a predicted model, not a curated record. The transcript is spliced from 2 exons. Gene Ontology annotation, biological process: translational elongation. Gene Ontology annotation, cellular component: nucleus; cytoplasm. NCBI's taxonomy places the organism in Eukaryota, Fungi, Ascomycota, Eurotiomycetes, Eurotiales, Aspergillaceae. Bases 37 to 702 code for a protein of 221 amino acids.
GCCAGACAAGUCAACCAAAAGAACUCCUUAGUAGCUAUGGCUUCUCUCGGAUCGAUUUACAGUUAUAUGCCUAACCCUCGGGUUAUGAAGAUUCAAGUUGCUGCGGCAUUGAAUGGCCGAACAAUUGACAUCGCUCCAGACUUUGUCAUGACGAAGACAAACAAAACUUCGGAGUUCUUGACUGACUUCCCUCUUGGGAAAGUUCCAACGUUCAAGAGUUCCACUGGCCUGGCACUGUUUGAGUCGGAUGCGAUAGCCCAGUAUGCAGCGGAAUCUGGCCCAGCAAGCAACCAGCUACUCGGCUCUAUUCCGGAAGAGCGUGCUUCUAUUCGGCAAUGGAUUGGAUUCGCGGAUCAUGAGUUGUUUGAACCUCUGCAGAACAUGGUUUUGUGGCGGUUUGGGAUGGCACCCUACGAUGGCAAGCUUGAGCGAGAUUCAUUUGGGCGCUUCGAAAUCGCGCUUCGUGUAUUGGAAACACACCUGCAAGGUCGUCUGCAUGUUGCUACAGACCACCUGGAUUUGGCUGAUCUCUCAGUUGCGGCGGCGCUCGUCUGGGGAUUUGGUCUUAUCAUCGACAAAGAAAUGAGGACACAUUGCCCCCUCACUGUUGAGUGGUAUUUGCGAGUUAUCGAGCAGGAUCAGGUGAAAAUUGCCUUUGGCGAGAAGGAUUUUAUUGACGUCCGAAAAGAAGCAACCCAAUAG